This is a messenger RNA of Aaosphaeria arxii CBS 175.79, 3219 nucleotides long. Its product is annotated as WD40 repeat-like protein. The record is from RefSeq and is a predicted model, not a curated record. Gene Ontology annotation, cellular component: nucleus; cytoplasm. The transcript has 3 exons. Bases 1 to 3219 code for a protein of 1072 amino acids. Gene Ontology annotation, molecular function: ubiquitin binding. NCBI's taxonomy places the organism in Eukaryota, Fungi, Ascomycota, Dothideomycetes, Pleosporales. Gene Ontology annotation, biological process: proteasome-mediated ubiquitin-dependent protein catabolic process; ubiquitin recycling.
AUGGCCACCGUUCCGCCAAGCGGCUCACAAGAGCCCGGAUCAGCAAUAUCCAAAAAGCCAGCCAUAGACCCCUAUGCAACUAUCGGACAACUCUCUAUCGCACCGGCAACACACACGACAGUCGUCACGACUACCACAACCACCACAACUUCAUUUCCUCCCAUGUUCAUGAAAGCUCCGCGGAAUCUGAGAGAUCGGGACGCGAAAGAGUAUCCCUUGGCAAAUGCCCCAGCACCAGAAUCCAUCCGGAAAUUCAUGUUUAGCACAGGCAACGGUCAGGCUUGUUUCGAGGAAGCAGGUGACAGCGACGAGAAGAUCCGCGAGCACAAUUCUAUUUACGAUGGUCUUCGCAGCGCAAACGGGACGAUACAGGUCGAAGAGUCGUUCAGCGGACCCCCCGAGUUCGCAACGCCUAGCCGGAUGACUCGACCCUCGACCGCCCUGACGCCAGUAGCUCGCCCCCCAUCUAGCCGCCAGAAACGAUCGUCUUCUCCUCCGUCUAUCGCCGAAGCCGUUGAGAUUGCGAGCUUGCAACGCCGCUGCAAGAAACCACGACCCUCGAUCCAAGAUUACCGAAUUCGAAGCGGCCCACACGUUAACUCUAAUUUCACUCCAGAGGAUAUGGAAGAUGUAGUUCCUGCUACGCCUGAUACAGAUGUGUCUGGGCCAAGUUCAUUCAAGAUGCCACGACCCAAAGUGACCACGAGACGCUCCAACCUCAGAUCUUCGUCCCAACAAAACCACUCGGCCUCGUGGCAGCUUCAGCAACCCGUUACCGGAUCACCAAGUUCUGCGAAGCACAUUUCCUCGGACUCGCCACGAUCUGGGAUGCAACGCUCCUCGAACGAGCACUCAUUCUCCUCUUCGAUCGUCGAUGGCCCAGGAAUAGCCGCCACACCUCCCAUUGUCGAGACCGACCUCGAACCUAUCGGUCCGUUCACGGCUGAUGAUGCUUCAUUCAGCCACCCUGCUCGACCAGCGCCUCUGGACACACUUGCCGCCCAAGAUGCCAGUUUGCCUAGUCCGAGUUUGUCUCCGAUAACUGCUGCAGCAAGUCUCGCGCAGCACAAUACUAAUAACUCUUUCUCGGGCGAUGCCGAUGACGAUUCGAACGAUAUCUCUAGCCUUGAUAUUUCACAGAGCUCGCUUCACAGGAAUAGGUCCAACGAUGAUUUCUCGUCUUCUAGCCACAAACUUAUCGACCUCUCUGACGCACGUAACGGGCUAAACAUGAAUCAACAGCUACCUACGCCUGCCCUCAUGGAUAUACCUACGAUGCUGGACUCCUUCGAUUCUUUACCGGAAAAGAUGAAAACCUACGUCAUGUUCCAAAUGCUUCGUAGAUGCACGAAGCCAACCCUUCAUUUCGUGGCUGACGUUGUAAACCCAGCCCUGAAAUGCGAUUUUGUAGCCUUGCUACCUCUUGAACUUAGUCUCAACAUCAUCAAAUAUCUAGACGUGCAGAGCAUGUGUAGUGCUGCUCAAGUGUCUAAGAAAUGGAGACAUGUUGUUGACACGGAUGAAACGGCAUGGAAGGAUCUACUCGAGAAGGAUGGUUAUGGACUACCCGAGGGAGAACUUGAACGCGCUGUCAAAGAAGGCUGGGGCUGGCAGUAUCCACACUCAACAGAGAGCUAUGAGCGAGAUUUACGCCUGGCUCAUACCUCGAGAUCCGAUACGGAGCAUUCGCCUGCGCCAGGCUCAUCUGGCUCGAACGGUAUAGGCGGUUAUACCGAGAGUGAUGGAACCUCCCUCCGCCUCUCUGGACGAACAAAGAGAAAGGCCACCUCCAGGCAUGGGCCUGCAAAGAAGCAACGAAAGAAGGCACCGUCGUCAUCGAAAUCGCAAGUGCCCAUGUUCUCGCGCUCAGCAGUGCUCCGACAAGGUCCAAUCGCCAUCGCCGAAAUUGCUGCCGCUGCGAUACCAAGCCCACCAAUCGGCCUGCCCAGUUUGAGGUCGAUGCACCUCUACAAGUCGUUGUAUCAACGCCAUCAUCUGAUCCGAAAGAGCUGGAUGGAGGAGGACACCCGACCCAAACAUGUCGCCUUCCGCGCCCAUGGACACCACGUAGUAACCUGCCUACAGUUCGAUACAGACAAGAUCCUUACCGGUAGCGACGAUACGAAUAUCAAUGUCUACGAUACGAAGACUGGUGCCCUACGCAACAGGCUCGAGGGCCACGAAGGAGGCGUUUGGGCACUCCAAUAUGAAGGCAACACUUUGGUCUCUGGAUCGACCGAUCGUUCGGUGCGAGUGUGGGACAUCGAGCGGGGUAAAUGCACACAAGUAUUCCAGGGACACACAUCCACCGUGCGAUGCCUAGUCAUCUUGAAGCCUACCGAAAUCGGCGAGACUGCAGAUGGGCAGCCGAUCAUGAUGCCAACUGAGCCUCUGAUUAUUACAGGAUCGCGCGAUUCCACACUGCGUGUGUGGAAACUACCCCAGCCUGGCGAUAGAAGCAUCAUGCAGACAGGUCCCCCACAGAACGAUUACGACAACCCGUACUUCAUCCGAACUCUUUCUGGGCACCACCAUUCCGUUCGUGCCAUCGCAGCACACGGUGACACCCUAGUCAGUGGCAGCUACGACCAUACUGUACGUGUCUGGAAGAUCUCGACUGGAGAGGUACUGCAGCGCCUGCAGGGCCAUAGCCAGAAAGUGUACAGCGUCGUUCUUGACCAUGCUCGAAGCAGGUGCAUCAGCGGUUCCAUGGACAACCUCGUGAAAGUAUGGUCUCUGGAGACAGGACAAUGCUUGUACAGCCUUGAGGGUCACACGUCGCUUGUUGGACUUCUGGAUCUGAGUCACGAACGCCUCGUGUCGGCAGCGGCCGAUUCAACACUGCGCAUCUGGGAUCCUGAGAAUGGACAAUGCAAGAGCACCCUUUGCGCCCAUACAGGAGCCAUCACCUGCUUUCAGCAUGACGGCCAGAAAGUCAUUUCUGGUUCUGACCGAACGCUGAAGAUGUGGAACGUCAGGACCGGCGAAUUUGUCAAGGAUCUAUUGACCGAUUUGAGUGGAGUCUGGCAAGUCAAAUUCAACGAGCGCCGAUGCGUCGCCGCUGUUCAACGGAACAAUCGAACAUAUAUUGAGGUCCUAGAUUUCGGAGCCUCGCGUGACGGCGUCCCUCCUGACCAACGAGGACGCAGAAUAGUCGUCAACCAAAAAGGAUACGAAACAGACGACGUUGACGAUAUCAUUGAACCAGAGCCUGUAUAG